AUGUAUGCUCUACAAGCGGGCAUGACAUCUGCCACGACAACGGGACACGUCCCAGACCACGGGCUCCCUCCUCAAUCCACCGUACUCUGCUGCGACAUCUGCUGCCCCGAGCUACUCGACCGCACACGACCAGGUCUUCGCAAGCAGAAUGGCGCAGCGCAGAAGAUCCCCUUCGAGAAAGAGUCUUGUCGUGAUCUCGAAGACGCACUCGACGAGUGGCGCGAAGAGGUGUUCGAGCACGACGCUCCCGACUCGUACCUCACACCGUCAUCCAUCCUUCCCGACGAGGCCGUAGAGAAACUAGCGCGUCUUUCUCAGCCCAUUCAGGAGGACCAUAUUCGAGGCUAUCUGUCCCGACGCGGGCCUUUGUGGAGCCGUUAUGGCAAAGAUCUCACUCGAGUUCUUCUUUACGUCGAUCGCAUUACUGCGGUACCCAGCAAUCCUACGGCACCAGCCACUCCACCCGUGAGCGAGGCGGACUCUCGCAAGCGUGUCCAAGAGCCUGCUGACGACCCGCAGGCGAAGCGACGACGUACAGCGCAAGAUAUCGCUGUUGUCCACGCAGAACGCCUCGAUAACGACACCACACAAGCCUCAAGCGACCCUCACUCUCACUUUGAACCCGCCUCCCAAAUGCACGCCCAACAAUCUGCUGAUCCACCUGCAGGAACAGCUAUUCGUACACAUUAUCGGCCGCAUACGACGGAGACGUCCAUCAUCCCACCAUCGUCAACGUCUUCCUAUUAUCGUCCAAGCACGGCUCAGUACGCCACAGCUAUCAUCGAUGGUGGCGAUUCGCGAUCUACCUCUGACAAUCAUCCACAUGGUGUGGCACCGACUACGACUUCGUCCAAUCACCACCCACCAGCUCUGCACAAUGCAACACCACCGACCACUGUUCAUCAUCAAAAUGCGCCAAACCAGCCAUACCCAUCUCGACAUGGUUUGUCGGGACCUUGGACAGGAUACCAUCUACCUGCGCAAGCAUCAAGCUCCGUAGCGAACGAGUCAACCGCCACCUCGCUACCUGCUCGACAGGCCCCAGCCCAUCAUACCCACACUGCAGCACCUGCAGUAUGGACACCAGCAUACGCUCAAUACUAUUACCAAGUGCAAGCACACGCCCAAGCGCAAGCCCACGCUCACGCGCAGUAUCUGGCGUAUCUGGCGCACUGUGCCGCGUCCUCAAGCCACGCCACACCGUCGAAUACUACCCCCUCGAACCCACACACACCUCAAAACCAAAAUUCACCAAGCGCACCUUGA
This is a messenger RNA of Stereum hirsutum FP-91666 SS1, 1266 nucleotides long. RefSeq lists its product as uncharacterized. The transcript is spliced from 2 exons. The record is from RefSeq and is a predicted model, not a curated record. The coding region runs from base 1 to 1266 and encodes 421 amino acids. NCBI's taxonomy places the organism in Eukaryota, Fungi, Basidiomycota, Agaricomycetes, Russulales, Stereaceae.